UUACGCAUUUGCAAACGUAUGAUAUGUUACGAAUUCUAGCUAGGUGGCUAACGUUAGGGUUAAGUUUAGGAGUUAGGUUAAAGGGUUUGGGGAAAAGUUAGCUAACAUACUAAGUAAUUGCAAAGUAGAAAAAAGGUAGUAAGUAGUUGAAAAGUUGAUAAAAUGCUAAAGUUGUCCUUGAUGAGAUUCGAAUUAGCAACCAGACAUUCGCAGUUCGGCACAAGACCGCCGUUAGACGAAGACUUGUUUCUACGCAUGAGCUUAGCUAGCCAACGUUGCCAUGACAUCUCCUACAAGCAAGAUCAGGGAUUUCUAUUGGAGAAGCAGUUAUCGUUAUACUGUACUGUCUUUGAUUUUACUGUACAUCCUUCUCUACACAAUAGAUUACCCCCUCCCUUUCUCCUCCCUGCGCCUUUUGGUUCCACCUCUACGGCUGAUGUCUGCAUUUAUGUGGCAGGUAGCGCAACAGAGGGCCAUCAAGCACUAUGGGAAGUUAGAGGAAUUUGUGACAGUGGUUACACAAACUGUCCCAGAACUUAUAACUGACAGGCAGAGGACAUUGCUUCUUCUGGCAUUAAGGGCAAGGGUAACUCUUCAGCUGUUUCAAGGUGAGCAUCCAGAGGACCUCAACAAAAUUAAGAUCCAUCUUGACAGAUUCUCAUCCUGUGGUCUUUCACAGAAUAAUGAUGCACAGAUGGAUGCGUUGGAAGCAAACUUCCUCAAGCUCACCAAAAACCUUCUUGAAGACCCAGUCGAGAGGAUCCAAUUCUUCAAGGCAGAUUUCCCUGUGGUGUAUGGCUGUGAUUUUGACAGAGCUUUGCAGGCACUUGUUUGUCAGUUCCUCUCCAGACUAGAAGAUCUGCUACCAGUGCCAGACCUUAAGCAGACUGCAUCCUGGCUCAGCGCUGUACCCUCUGCCUCGGAUGAGUGUCUGCAGUCUCUUUCUCACACAGAGGACCUGCAAUACCUGCUUCAGCACCACACAUGCUGUGGAAAGUUAGACAAACUAUUUCCCUCCUCGGCAGAAGACUGCAUCCUCGCUUCACUAUCCCUCCCUACCACAGUGGGAGUGGCAUAUGCCUUUGACAGCAAAUUAGAUGUCUUGCCUAACUUGGAAGGCUCUACCCAUGUAAGAAGACAGAUGGAGACUUUGUCAGACAGCAGAGAUUAUCAACAGGCAGAAUCAAGAGCAUGUUUAGAUGGAAACCAGAACAGUAAAGAAGACAGAGUGUCUACCAUGGGUAGCGAUGAUGAUGAAUGCACAGAGAGAGGUGUGGAAGAGGAGAAUGAAAACAUAAGUGCUGUGGGAAGGGUUAUUACCGAACCAAAGGACCAGAGGAGAUGUGAAGGGGCUGUUGGGGACCUGUGUGCUGCUGGAGCACCAGACCUCACAGCCAACUCUCCAAUGGUCACCUCCAGUGUGGCUGAAAAACCCUCAAUAUUUCCCACCCGAAUUACACUCAAAAGUAAAGGGGACCACAGAGUCAAUUCCUCCAAGAUAUCUAGAAAGAGCCCAGAAGGGAGGAUGGCUGAGUCCAGUGUGAACUCUGAUACAUCUCUGUUUGAAUCCUCACAGGAAACGACUGGUGCUGAAGAAUCAAGAACAUUUUCUCCAGACCAUGACAACACAGAAGAGGAAAACAACGAACCUGCUUCGGGGGAGUCUUCUCGGCUUUCUAGCUGCGCUCAACCACCACCUAGUGACGCAUCACCAUCCUCGGAGACCCUUUCCAAAGCAUUGUCCACUGCACGGCGUAUUGCCAACAAGUGCUCCCAGUGUGGAAGGUGUUUUAUCUAUCCAUCUCAACUGGUUCAGCAUCAGCGAAUUCACACUAGAGAUCGACCUUACAAAUGCACCCAGUGCGGAAAGACUUUCAGUAAUUCAACUGGGCUUUCAAAACACCACCAAAAACACUGUCUAGAUGCGACCUUCGAUUGCCCCAAGUGUGGAGAGAGUUUCAGAUCUCUCCGCGAGCGUUUCAAACACCUAUCUACUCACAAGUCCCUCAAAUGUCUGUUGUGUGGAAAGAGUUGCCAGACGACUUCUGAUUUGCGAAAGCACCAGCAAACACAUAGUGUGACGCCUUCGUUCAACUGCUCUCUCUGUGAAAAACGCUUCAAGUUCCUGUCGAGCCUAACCAGGCACAACAGGACCCAUUCAGUGGAGGGGGGGUAUGCUUGUUCCAAGUGUGGGAAAACAUUUGGAUCUUUAAGUGAACGGCUCCAACAUAAGAGGACACACAGGGCACAGCUCAACUGUACGGAGUGUGGACGGAGUUGCAGUUCCCGCUCCGAACUAAAGAGUCACCAGCAAACUCACUCUCGUGAACCUCUCUUCAACUGUCGACACUGUGAAGACAAAUUCUUUGGGUCAGUUGAGCUGAAGAUCCACCAAAAAACUCAUGCAGUGGACAAACCCCAUCAGUGUGAUGCGUGUGGAAAGUGCUUUGGCGCCUUAGCCACCCUUGUACUCCACCAACGAACACACACGGGGGAGAAACCCCACACAUGUCCUCGUUGUAAUAAGCAGUAUAUCUCCAAAAGUCAGCUGACGUCACACAUGCGGACUCACACGGGCGAGCGUCCAUACAGCUGCUCUUACUGUGGGAAGUGUUUCUCUCAGUUGGCUAAUCUUACUGUGCACACAAGGAUUCAUACGGGGGAGAGACCUCACAUCUGCUCUCAGUGCAAGAAAGGGUUUUGCUCAGUCGGUGACCUGCAGAAGCAUGAGCGCUCUCACACCAAAGAGAAACCUUACAGGUGCACAGUUUGUGGAAAGGCCUUCACAGUGUCAAGUCAUUUGACGGUUCACAUACGCAGUCACACAGGAGAGCGCCCCUACACCUGCACUGAGUGUGGAAAGAGUUUUGCACAGAGCUCUGUCUUAACUAAACAUCAAUUCACCCAUACAGGAGAGAGGCCAUACCCAUGCCAUCACUGUGUAAAAAGUUACACCCGUCUCACACACUUGAAGAGACACCUACAAACACACACUUGAGGGAGUCCGGUGUGUUUUCCUGUUUUGGUUUCAUUCUGAAAAGCGUUACCAUGGAUCUGCUGUUUCACUGUCUGUCAAUGUGUUAUGCUGAAUAACGUCAAUGUAUAACUGAAAACCAUGCUCACCAUGCCUUUUUCUCAAACUGUAGUUUGUGUACAUUACUGCCAACAUGGAUGGAAAAUAAAAAUUUCAAAAUAUAAAA
Messenger RNA from Salmo salar (Atlantic salmon), 3200 nucleotides. RefSeq lists its product as uncharacterized. Gene Ontology annotation, biological process: embryo development; regulation of transcription by RNA polymerase II. The record is from RefSeq and is a predicted model, not a curated record. Gene Ontology annotation, cellular component: nucleus. Gene Ontology annotation, molecular function: DNA-binding transcription factor activity, RNA polymerase II-specific; RNA polymerase II transcription regulatory region sequence-specific DNA binding. NCBI's taxonomy places the organism in Eukaryota, Metazoa, Chordata, Actinopteri, Salmoniformes, Salmonidae.